Messenger RNA from Torulaspora delbrueckii, 2925 nucleotides. RefSeq names its product proteasome regulatory particle base subunit RPN1 (gene RPN1). The record is from RefSeq and is a predicted model, not a curated record. Lineage: Eukaryota; Fungi; Ascomycota; Saccharomycetes; Saccharomycetales; Saccharomycetaceae. The transcript has a single exon. Gene Ontology annotation, molecular function: enzyme regulator activity. Gene Ontology annotation, cellular component: nucleus; proteasome regulatory particle, base subcomplex; proteasome complex. Bases 1 to 2925 code for a protein of 974 amino acids. Gene Ontology annotation, biological process: regulation of protein catabolic process; proteasome-mediated ubiquitin-dependent protein catabolic process.
AUGGUGGAAGAUACUGAUAGAAUGAAGGAAGCAGUCCCCGAGAGUGGGGCUCCAGUUGAGAAGGAAGAGAAGCCUCGUAAGGACAACAUGAAUGAAGAAGAACAACUGUCUGAAGAGGAUCUGAAGCUUAAAACAGACUUGGAAUUACUAGUUGAGAGACUGAAGGAGGAUGAUCAAAGUCUAUAUCAACCAUCUUUGGAUCAAUUGAAGGAUUCUAUAAGAAGUUCAACAAGUUCGAUGACCGCUGUGCCCAAACCUUUAAAGUUUCUACGUCCAUCGUACCCUGGUUUAUGUGCACUUUAUGACAAAUGGAAUGACAAGACAUUAAAGGCCUCCCUUGCAGAAGUUUUGUCUGUUCUGGCAAUGACUUAUUCCGACAACGACAAGCACGACUCUUUGAGAUAUGCAUUACUAUCUGGUGCAAAAAACAUCGAGAGUUGGGGCCAUGAAUACAUUCGUCAUUUGGCACUUGAAAUUGGUGAAGUUUACAACGACCAGAUGGAGAAAGAAGGACCUAGUAGUGGUACACCAGAGGGACGUGAAAGUGACAGCGAAAGCUCAAAAUGGAGCUCUUUUGAGUUUUCAAAAGAAGAGAUUUUGGAUUUAUCGUUGGAAAUUGUUCCAUAUUUCUUGAAACACAAUGGCGAGACUGAUGCUGUUGAUCUACUGCUAGAAAUCGAAUCCAUCAGUAAGCUACCGCAAUUUGUCGACGAAAACACAUACGACAGAGUUUGUCAGUAUAUGGUGGCAUGUGUACCUCUAUUACCACCACCAGAGGAUGUUAACUUUUUGAAAACUGCAUAUUCAAUCUACUUAUCAAAGAACCAAUUAACCGAAGCUUUAUGUUUGGCUAUCAGGUUAGGAGACGAGUCUUUGGUUAGAUCAGUUUUUGAUGCUACAACUGAUGUUGUUGUUCAAAAGCAACUUGCAUAUAUUUUGUCUUACCAAAAGUCAUCCUUCGAAUAUGAAGCUGUGCAAGACAUCAUUGGCAAUACGAAAUUUUCGGAACACUUUUUGUAUUUGGCUAAGGAACUCAAUCUAACCGUUCCAAAGGUUCCAGAGGAUAUCUACAAGAGUCACCUAGAUGGAUCCAAAUCUGUUUUUUCUGGGGCUGGCCUAGAUUCUGCUCAGCAGAAUCUAGCUGCGGCGUUUGUUAAUGGUUUCAUGAACAUGGGAUACUGCAAUGACAAGAUGCUUGUGGAUAACGAUAACUGGAUUUACAAGACCAAGGGUAGCGGUAUGACUUCUGCUGUCGCAAGUAUUGGUUCCAUCUUUCAAUGGAAUUUGGAAGGGUUACAGCAAUUGGACAAAUACCUUUAUGUCGAAGAACCUGAGGUGAAGGCUGGUGCAUUACUUGGUAUCGGUGUAUCAGCGUGUGGUGUUCAUGACGGUGAUGUCGAGCCAGCUUUGCUGCUUCUACAGGACUAUGUCACAAACUCCAACACGACCAUCAGCUCUUCAGCCAUUCUAGGUCUUGGGAUUGCCUUUGCAGGUAGCAGAAAUGUAGAAGUCUUAGGCCUUCUACUACCAUUGGCCGCCGAUACCUCACUACCGAUUGAGACAUCUGCCAUCUCUUCUUUAGCGUUGGCUCACAUCUUUGUCGGAACUUGUAAUGGAGACAUAACGGCAUCAAUAAUGGACAAUUUUUUGGAGCGUUCGGGAAGUGAUUUGAAGACCGAGUGGGUCAGAUUUUUGACUUUGGCAUUGGGUAUUCUUUAUAUGGGUCAAGGUGAACAGGUAGACGAUGUAUUAGAAACCAUCAGUGCAAUUCAACACCCUAUGACAUCAGCUAUCGAAGUUCUUGUAAGUGCAUGUGCGUACGCAGGUACUGGUGACGUCUUGCUAAUUCAAGAUCUAUUGCAUCGUUUAACUCCUAAGGCUACUAAGAAGGAAGGUGCAGAUGAAGCAGAGGAUGAAGAAGAAGAAGAAGAAGAAGAAGAAGCUGAAGUUAAUGCUGUUACUGAUUUCUUGAACGACGCCGCUAAUAAUGAUGACAACGCAGCUCCAACUGAAUCAAUGAAAGUUGAAGAAGAAGGUGAUGACACCCAAGAAGAAUCAAAGAAGGUAGAAAAUGGCGGGGAAGAUGGUGGUGACGCCGAGCUGGCUAAGGAAGAAUCUGAAGAAGUGAACACAGUUAUGGUAGAUGAGUUGUCCUACGCAGUUUUGGGUAUCGCGAUGAUCGCACUUGGUGAGGAUAUCGGUAAAGAAAUGUCUCUGCGUCAUUUUGGUCAUCUAAUGCAUUACGGCAACGAGCACAUCCGUAGUAUGGUUCCUUUGGCGAUGGGUCUUGUCUCUGUUGCAGACCCACAAAUGAAAGUAUUCGAUUCUCUAUCACGUUACUCCCAUGACGCUGACCUGAAUGUUUCAAUGAAUUCUAUCUUUGCCAUGGGUCUAUGUGGUGCCGGUACGAACAACGCCAGACUAGCGCAAUUGCUAAGGCAACUAGCUAGUUACUAUUCGCGUGAGCAGGAUGCAUUAUUCAUCACAAGAAUGGCACAAGGUCUAGUCCAUAUGGGUAAAGGUACCAUGACACUUGAUAUAUUCAACGACGCCAGCGUUUUGAAUAAAGUCACACUGGCAUCUUUGCUGACGGUGCUGGUUGGUUUGGUAUCUCCAAGCUUCAUGCUGAAGAAUCAUCAACUAUUCUAUAUGCUCAACAGUGCUGUAAGGCCCAAGUUCAUCUUGACGCUUGACGAAGAAGGCCAACCAAUCAAGGUGAAUGUACGUGUUGGUCAAGCAGUAGACACCGUUGGUCAAGCGGGUAAGCCUAAGAGAAUUACGGGCUGGAUCACACAGUCCACACCAGUUCUCUUGAAUCAUGGGGAAAGAGCAGAGCUGGAAACAGAUGAGUACAUCAGCUACACUAGUCAUAUCGAGGGAGUCGUCAUCCUGAAGAAGAAUCCUGACUUUGAAAAGGAAGAAUAA